Messenger RNA from Nothoprocta perdicaria, 4108 nucleotides. RefSeq names its product zinc finger protein 436-like. The record is from RefSeq and is a predicted model, not a curated record. Lineage: Eukaryota; Metazoa; Chordata; Aves; Tinamiformes; Tinamidae.
AUGAGCGAGCAUGAGGAGCGCAGGCGGCAGCCAGGAGCAGCGGCCGCGGCCCGCGGGGCCCUCUCGGGCUUCUUUGUGAGGGAGGCGCUGCUGGCCCGCUGCAGCCCCCCGGGAAUCGCCCGCCCGCGCCCCGACCGCCUCCCGGAGGAGACGAGGCCGGAGAAGGCUCCUCGCUGCGGCUUCCGGAAGAGGAAGGACACGGUGGUCCACCAGAGAGCAUUCAUGGGAGAGAGGCCGUACAUCUGCAUCGAGUGCGGGCAAAGCUUCAACCGCAGCUCGGACCUCAUCCGGCACCAGCGCAUCCACACGGGCGAGAAGCCCUACGUGUGCGCCGACUGCGGCAAGAGCUUCAGCCGCCGCUCGCACCUCGUCCAGCACCAGCGCGUCCACACGGGCGAGCGGCCCUACCAGUGCAAGGACUGCGGGAAGAGCUUCAGCCAGAGCACACACCUGGUGCAGCACCAGCGCAACCACACUGGCGAGAGGCCCUAUGUGUGCGCCAAGUGCGGGAGGAACUUCUACCAGAACUCGGGCCUGCUCCGCCACGCCAACUUCCACACGGGCGAGAAGCCCUACAAGUGCCCCCAGUGUGGCAAGCGCUUCAGCGACAGCUCCAACCUCAUUGCCCACCAGCGUCUGCACACUGGGGAGAAGCCCUACAAGUGUGCUGACUGCAACAAAUGCUUCAGCGAGAGCUCCAAGCUGGUCAUCCACCGGCGCAUCCACACUGGCGAGAAGCCUUACUUGUGCCCUGACUGCGGGAAGAGUUUCAGCCAGCGCUCACACCUCGUCCAGCACCGCCGCACUCACACUGGCGAGAAGCCCUACAAAUGUGUGGAGUGUGGGACCUGCUUCAGUGACAACUACCCUCAUCCGUCACCGUCGCACCCACACUGGGGAGAAACCUUUCAAGUGUUCCCAGUGUGGGAAGAGCUUCAGUCGCAACUCCUAUUUAGUCUCACACCAGCGAGUACAUGUGUGGUAGGCAAUAGCAUAGUUGUGGGCUGUGGAUCUUCUGGGAUGCGGAUCCCGAUCCAGGCCUGUUCAAAAUGGGAGCAGCAGUAGAGGUGAGGCCACAUCUGUACCAAGGGUACCAGGCCCAGUGCCCCUAGUUUCGUCCAGGCAGUGAGCCAGAACAAGAGCGCUGGUCUAUGUUGCCACUUUCAGCCACCUCCUUCUCUCAGUGCACUUCAGGCUUAGGCAGAAGAUGGGCAGUCGUUCUGGAUUCCAGGGUCCUGCCAUGCUUUUUUCCCCAAGUACUGUGCUUGCAUUUUUUUCUGCCACAUGAUCAAAGUGCAGGCAUUCCCCUCCACCUUCCCGUGACAGGUGCUUGGAGAAAAUGUGCAACAUGAGAAGCUGCUUGCACGUGCCCAUUCGGUGACCAAACAGCAAAUGUCAGGCGAGAUGCCUGGUUCUUGGUUAUGUGUGGCCAUGUCAAGGGAAAAAGGAUGGUCCUUGAAUGUUUCCUUAAGGAGCACACCUAGCUGAAGCGCCGUGGCCUGUAUAAUACUGCACAGGUUUAUGGAAGCUCACCACAGCCGUCUUGUGAUCCAGCUGUGGGGGCCAGGAUGGCCAAAGCUAAAUAAGCCCUGCAUCAUGCACACACAGUGCGUGGGGCAGCUUGGAGCACAGGCAAAGGUCUCCUGAGUCUGCUUGCAAAAGGGAAGUGCAGACGCAACCUGAGGGAAGGAAGGAAUGCAUUCGAAAGGCUGCUGCAAAUGCUGCUGGGGUAGUAGGAACAGCAUGGGGACAGAGCUUAUUAUGGAAACAGUGUGAUGGGGACAAAGCUUAUUAUGGAAAUCUUGAAACUGGUGGGUAACUGAUACAGGCAACUGUCUAACCUGGAGGUUAAAAAUAGAAAAGAAGAAUUACACUUGCUGCUGCUAAGGCCGUGGUACACAACUUGGGGGGUACAGUUUGCUUGCAAGUUUGUGCUGGUGUGGCCUUCUCGUUCUGCGGAGUUGAGAUUCAUACGUAUGGCCCAAGUUGCCUGGUCCAACCUCCGUUGUAAAAUGGGACAGAGCAAGAGCAUAUGGAGGAUGACUUGAUUCCGUACCAGUAUUCCCUACAUCCUGUUUUGAUCAGUGUAUAUGUGUGCGUGUGUAAAUAACAUCUAUAUGUUUGUAUUCACAUAUGUAUGGACUUGCUUUUAUAGAAGUGUAUCUGCACACUCACACACCUUGGAAGUGGUCAAGAGGGCCAGUUGUAUGACACUAUACCAUAUCAGUACUGCUGAAGGCAUUAAACAUACUGUGUAUAGCAGCACUUCUCAGUAAGAAGCUGCAAGAGAUAUGUUUGUAUCAAAAUAUUUAAAAAUUCAUAUCGGGAUAUUCAGUUUUGUUCUGAUUCCUUUGUGUAUAUGAUCUGGAGUUGUUCUUAUAAAUGUGUACCCACACAACGUUGUGGCACCUCUGGUAGUAAGGAAUGACUUCUAAACGGCACUCAGAGCUCUCCACCUCAGUUUACAUACAUGCAUAUAAACUGCAGUUGAAGGAUAUAUCCCACUCAUUCAGGUUUUAAUGAGAAGGAAUUUCAAUGCAACACUUUAAUUUUUUUUUGACUAUUUUACUGGUAUUUAUUUUAGUGAUGAUACCUGACUAGUGUGCUUGUCCAAUAUUGUUGGAGCUUAAGAAAGAUUUCUAGUUUUGUCAUAUAUUUCACUGGUCCUGCAGCUGGCUUCAUGGCUUCAGCAGUCUUCAGAACAGAGCAAUACAAAAUGAAGCCCCCAUACUGGGACUAGAGUGAGGAAAAGUCUAAGGAAAUGAAGAUGCAAAGGAGAUCCAGAGAUUUGAGCAACUGCUGGCAGGGAUGCUUGUAAAUGGCCUGUUCUGUAGCUAGUUCUGCACAACUCAUUACACUCCAAGGGACUGGUUUCCUUUCUGCAAGUUGUUUCUUGACACUCAACUGCUGAUAAAAAUACUUUCAUAUUAAAAAUAAAUUAAUAUUAAAAAUAAAUCUUUAGGGGGAGCAUGUUUGCAGCUCCUAAAGGAACAAGGCACCUUUGUGUGCAGCUGCUCAGGGAAAUAGAAGGAGUUUUCUGAAAUGGGGUGGAAUUUGUACAGGAAUCAAAGCCUUCCUUUGGAAAUGGCAUUCUUCAUUUUACUUUUUUUUUUGUUUGCUGUCCUCCCUACUCCUACCCCCCAUUCCUCCCUAAGGGAUGGCCUUAAAAUGUUCUCCUCCUGGUUUCUAACUUUCUUCUGGAAAGUGCUUUGGAAAUGUGUCUAAUGGUCAUCUAGAGGUCCAGCUGCAGAACUGAACCUCUUGUAUAGUCCUGACCCAUUCCAGUUUAAGUUUCCUGAAGGAAAUCUAGAGCACUACAAAUGUCUGUUUGGCUAGAAAGGAUUGUUGGCCCGAGAAAGUCAUCCAGUGAACGCAUCUUUUCUUUGGGGAGUACAAAUGACAUAUGAAUUACAUAUGCCCUCAAUUACAUGUGAAACACUGUAGCAGAUAAAGGGAAUCACAUCUGGGUCUGCACAUGAGCUCACAAGGGAAAUCCUCACAUCAAGAUUUUUGUUUGAGAAUCAAACUACCUUUGAAUACUUGAUAACAGUCUUCAGAGCAUCUCUUUUCCUUCAGUGUGCUUUGGCAAGUGCUGUAUGCUCUAAAGAGUGCUCUAUAGAUUAGAACUAUCGAUGUGAGUUUAUUUCUAAGUUCUCUAUGAACCUAUGUAAAACUGUAUGCCCAAUCAAGGUGGCCUUAGGCUUCACAGCACAUUGCCAAUGCAGUAGUCUUAGCUAGGAUUUGACUGCACUGUCUCUGGAUUUCCUUUUCACAGCCAGUGUUAGUUUUCCCUCUUCACUGUCACUUGACUGAAAACAUUCACUUCCCCCAGACACUUCUCUUUUCCCUGUUUGUGACCAUCUAGCUUUCUUUGCUGUUGCAAAAGGUAUGUAAGGUAUAUUCCCUUCCUUCCAAGAAUUUAAUCACUUUGUAGGUAGCACAAACUCCCAAGCCAAAUCAAGAAGAUUGAGACAUGGGCAUGUACAAGAGGUCAAGAACCGCAAGGUUGGCUUCUACAGCAGCUUGCACCUCUACUGGUUGUUUUUCACCUCAGGACUGUAGUGAGAGACUACUGGAGAGGGGAAAAAAAAAAAAAAAAAAAAAAAAA